Molecule: messenger RNA, 1245 nt
Organism: Miscanthus lutarioriparius
Lineage: Eukaryota; Viridiplantae; Streptophyta; Magnoliopsida; Poales; Poaceae
Source: the annotation of a GenBank genome assembly
AUGGCGACGUCAGCGAGCACGUCCGGCGAGUGGCUGAAGGGCGCCCUGCAGGGACUUCGGGAACGUAAGGGCAGCUCGCUGGAGUUCGACUCGGAUCUCAUCUCGGGCCUCGUGUCCUUCUGCGAGCUCGCGCCUCCCUCCGACGCCACCAACUAUCUCGAGAAUUUUAUUGGAAAAGAAGCUGCUCAGGACAUCAUUCAAGAGUACUUGAGGAGGAGGGGUCACAUUGGUUCCUCAAAUGGAACUGAGAGCUUUCAAUCAUCUAACCUUCAGCCUUAUGUUAAGCCAUCGGCUGAUGCAGCAACUACACAGACAAAGAAACAAACACGCACGCAAAAAGAUUCAGCAUCUUCUUCUAGUCAGAGUUCCAAGAGUCAAUCAGAAACUGCAGAAUCACAACUUCCUUCCAAGAGAGGUUCAAAAAAGAAAGGAGCAAAGGCUAUUUCCCUCGCUGAGGCAGCAAAAGGUUCUAUUGUCUUCAAGCAGGGGAAACCUUGUUCAUGCCAAGCACGACAACAUAACCUUGUCAGCAACUGCUUAUCAUGUGGCAAGAUUGUGUGCGAACAAGAGGGCGAGGGACCCUGUAGUUUCUGUGGUGCACUUGUCUUGAAGGAAGGUAGCACUUAUGCUGGUUUAAGUGAUGCCGGGCUACCUCUUUCAGAAGCAGAAGCUGCAGCUGAAGCUUAUGCAAAGAGGCUUGUUGACUAUGAUAGAAAUGCUGCAGCAAGGACUAAAGUUUAUGAUGACCAAAGUGACUAUUAUGAAAUGGAAGGAAACAGUUGGCUGUCUUCAAAGGAGAGGUCAGUCCUAAAGCAGCAGCAAGAGGAAGCUGAGGAAGCAGCUAAAAGCCAAAAGGAGAAAGUGAUUGUUACAUUUGAUUUGGUGGGCCGUAAGGUGAUUUUGAACAAGGAUGGAACUACUGAGCUGGAAACAGAGCACCCGAUCAUGCGACCGUCUGAAGAGAAGGAUCAGAGCCACCGCAUACAGCCCAACCCCACAAUCAGAGAGCAACCGGUGUUUGUCGAAACAGGUCCAGUUAAGCCAAAAACCGACCGAGCAAAACAGAGCAAGAGACGUGCCAAGAAUGGUCUGUGCCUGGAGGUAACCGGACGGCUGCAGCAUGAUGACAAGGACAUGGAGAGCAUUCUGAGUGGCAAGGUGAAGAAGGGUGAUCACCUGGCUUACAGUUCCUUCGGUCAGGCACGUGAAGGGGAUGAUGUUGAAUGCUCCCCGGAUUUUGACUGA